CCAGUUUCAUUCGAGCAAGGGCGGGCGGCAGUGCCCAGCCAGUCGGCCCGUGGGGCGGUCCCCCCGCUCUCCCCAGUCAUGUCGGGGGUCACGGAGGAGGAGGAAUACACCAAGCUGGUGAUGGAAUCGCAGCCCGAGUGGCUGCGGAGUGAGGUCAAGCGGCUCUUCCACGAACUAAGCGAGACCACCCGCGAGAAGAUUCAGGCGGCCGAGUAUGGGCUGGCGGUGCUGGAGGAGAAACAGCAGCUCAAACAGCAGUAUGAGGAACUGGAGCUUGAAUAUGAGACCAUCCGUGGCGAGAUGGAGCAACUCAAGGAGGCAUUCGGACAAGCCCACACUAACCAUAAGAAAGUUGCUGCUGAUGGAGAGAGCCGUGAAGAAACCCUAAUUCAGGAGUCUGCCACUAAGGAGGAGUACUAUGUGAAGAAGGUCUUGGAACUGCAGACCGAGCUGAAGCAGUUGAGAAACGUCCUUGCCAACACCCAGUCAGAGAAUGAACGCCUCAACUCUGUGGCACAGGAGCUGAAGGAGAUCAAUCAGAAUGUUGAGAUCCAGAGGGCCCGCCUGCGAGAUGAUAUCAAGGAAUAUAAAUUUCGCGAAGCUCGUUUGCUGCAAGACUACACUGAACUUGAGGAGGAGAACAUCUGUCUCCAGAAACAAGUUUCAGUCCUGAAGCAGAAUCAAGUGGAAUUUGAAGGUCUCAAACAUGAAAUCAAAAGGCUCGAGGAAGAAACAGAGUAUCUCAAUAGCCAGCUGGAAGAUGCAAUCCGGCUGAAGGAGAUUUCAGAGCGGCAGCUGGAGGAGGCCUUGGAGACUUUGAAGACGGAGCGGGAGCAGAAGAACAACCUCCGGAAGGAACUGUCUCAUUACAUGAACAUCAAUGACUCCAUGUACACUAGCCACCUGAACAUUUCCUUGGAUGGGUUGAAGUUCAGUGAUGAAACCACUGAGCCCAAUAACGAUGACGUCAUGAUGAAUGGCUUUGAACAGAGCUGCUUGAGCAAGAUGAACAGUGAUAACAGAAUGUCAACCCCCAAGAAGGAUGACAGCUUCCCUCCAGCACCAAGUCUGGUCUCGGACCUUCUAAGCGAACUCAACAUCUCUGAGAUCCAGAAACUGAAACAGCAACUUAUGCAGGUGGAAAGAGAAAAGGUGAAUUUGUUGUCCACACUCCAGGAGUCCCAGAAACAACUAGAGAAUACUCGGGGAGCUCUCUCUGAGCAGCAUGAGAAAAUCAGCCGGCUCACUGAAAAUCUGAAUGCCCUGAAGAAGCUCCACGUCAGCAAGGAACGCCAGUCAGCUCUGGACAACGAGAAAGAACGUGACAGCCAUGAGGACGGGGAUUACUAUGAGGUGGAUAUCAAUGGCCCAGAGAUCCUGGAGUGCAAGUAUAAGGUGGCAGUGGCAGAGAUCAGUGAUCUGAAGGAUGAGCUGAAAGCCCUGAAGAGCAAAUGCGAAGAGUGUGAGUCAAAAUAUGAGGCGGAGAAGGGCAGAUAUGAGACCGACAGCCGGGUCCUGACUGAAAAGAUUGCCCUACUGGAAAAAUCAAGCAGGCAGGACCGAGAUCACGUCACCAGGCUGGAGAAGGAGCUGAAGAAAGUUAGCGACGUGGCUGGAGAAACACAAGGCAGCCUCAGUGUGGCCCAGGAUGAGCUUGUGACCUUCAGCGAGGAGCUGGCCAACCUGUACCACCAUGUCUGCAUGUGCAACAACGAGACCCCCAACAGGGUGAUGCUAGAUUACUACAAAGAGGGCAAAGGUGGUGGACGCAGCAGUCCUGAGGGCAAAGGCAGGAGGUCACCCAUCUUGCUGUCAAAGGGACUGUUGGCAAUUGACCUGGGCAAAUCCGAGAGCGGGAGUGGGGAGAGUACCCCUUCCCCAGUGUCCUCCCUCCCAUCUCCCAUAUCAGAUCCUCGGAAAGAGCCCAUGAACAUCUACAACCUGAUUGCCAUCAUCAGGGAUCAAAUCAAACAUCUUCAGGCGGCGGUGGACAGAACAACGGAGCUUUCUCGGCAGAGGGUGGCGAGCCAGGAACUGGGUCCUGUGGUGGAUAAAGACAAGGAGGCUCUGAUGGAGGAGAUUCUGAAACUGAAGUCUCUGCUCAGCACCAAGCGAGAACAGAUAGCAACUCUGAGGACGGUUCUGAAGGCCAACAAGCAGACUGCUGAAGUAGCCCUGGCCAACUUGAAGAGCAAAUAUGAAAAUGAGAAAGCAAUGGUAACGGAGACAAUGAUGAAACUGCGCAAUGAGCUGAAGGCAUUAAAGGAAGAUGCUGCUACCUUCUCUUCCUUAAGAGCCAUGUUUGCCACAAGAUGCGACGAGUAUGUCACACAGCUGGACGAAAUGCAGCGCCAGCUUGCAGCCGCCGAAGAUGAAAAGAAGACCCUAAACAGCUUGCUGCGAAUGGCCAUCCAGCAGAAACUGGCUCUGACCCAGCGCCUGGAGCAUCUGGAGCUCGACCAUGAGCAGUCGAAAAGGGUGCGCACAAAAUCAGCCUCCAAAGCCAAGACCAGUACCCCUAGUGUAAGUCACAUCCGGUCCUGUGCAGACAGGUCAGAGGGGGUUGUGCUUAACAACCAGGUGUUUUGCACUGAGAAGUAUAAGAUCUAUUGCGACUAGGGAAGCCUAUAAGAAAAUUGCAUCUAAUUUUUGUCCUGUGACUGUCAGCUUAAAGCCCCACUAUCCAUUAACAUGGCAGUGAGUCGACUUGUGCUAGUAUAUUGUUAAAACCGUGUGAUACAAAUUGUAUUGCAGUGGUCUUAACUGGAACUCAAUUCAUAUGUAAAGGGAAUGGUAUUAGCAUGUUAAGAGUGAAAGGGAGUUGACUGCUUCCUCGAUGAACAUGUGUGGCUUUAUGUUGAUGAGUAAAUGUUGAAAGAAGAAAAUAUAUACCUGAUUAUAUACUACAUUUGGUGUUACUAACUAGUCAGUAGAGCACAAAUGCGAUCCUCGCUUCCCCAGUCCCUCAGGAUUACAGCGUAAGUCAAAUUAAAUUCUGCCUUGUCAAGUAAGAAGGCUAGCCUACAACCACUUAUUACUAUGUCAGAGAAGUGUUGAAAGACGAUACUUAAGAUGCGUGACAUAAAAUGUUAAGUAUUUUUAGAACAGGCAUCAAAAUGCUAUUUGCUUGUUCGUGGCCAUUUACCUACAAGUGGCAGCCAUUUCACCACUGACCAAAGUCCCAAAGCUCUGAAGGCAGGAAGAGAGUCAAACCAAACUGCUUCCUCCUCAACUUCUGUGUGCAGAAAGGAUUUUAAAUGAAAAAACUUGCACAUUCAUUUUGUAUAUUAUAAACAAUAUGCAAUAUUACCCCCACUGGAAUACAGUAAAAAUUUGGUUCUAAAUUGAGAUGCAGUUUUCACCUUAAGUGAUUUAGACUAUGAAAAAGUAUUUUGAAAUGAUCAUGAUGAUCUCAUAUAGUUUAUUGCAGCAUAUUAUUCGGGCAAAAAGUGUAGUUGUUUCUCCACACAAUGUAUCUAACUAGAACUCAUAUUUGAGUAUGACUAUAUGCUUAGUAUUAUUAAAAUCACAAUGCAAUUUCUUGCAGUUCUCAGUAUUACUCUAAAUGGAACAAUGUUUUGGGGCUCUGAAAUAAUCUUUUUCAUUUUAAUAAAAAAUUGCAUUUCUUAUGCAAGCACGUAUCACAGGGCUCUACAUUAUAGGUACCUUAAGUUAGACCAAUUGCUAUUGAUGAUUCACAAAAUAGUUUAUCUUAUGUAUUAAUCUAAAAAAAUUACUAUUGGAUUAUCGUGAGGCCUUUUUAGCCAAUUACAAUGUUUGAAAGCAUAAAAAGUGUACUUCAUAACUGGUGCCUAUACAAGUAAAAAAGGAUAUCCCAAUUGAAAUAAUGUUGCUUGGAAAAUUGGUAGAGCACAAUAAGGCACACUUUUCUUUUUUUUCCCUAAAAAAAAGUUUUAAAGUGCCUGGCAUGAAAAACUUUAUUUUAAUGUAUAGCCCUGUACAUUUUAUACUUUUUGGAAAUAAUUUUAUAUGCUUAUAGUGCUAUUAAAAGUAUUGCAGGACUCCAUGGUUUUGUCUGCUAAUAGUGCUGAUGUUUUCUAAAGCCAUUCUAAUAACCCUUGUUCAGUACUCCUCUUCCCCAGUCCCACUUCUUGUUCAUGGUUAGCAGCAUAUGCUUCCUAUGUACGCCCUCUCUGCCUGUAAGUAGUCAAGAGACAUGAUAACGUUCAGGGUAAAAUAGUAUAGCGAAUGGCCUACCUUCUCACAAGAGGCCAUCCCACGUGGUGCUUUGGCUUCUCAAAGAUUUAAAAGCAAAAAAUAAAAGAUUAGUAUCCACUUCUACCAAGUCGUGUCCCAAAGAAAUAAGGGAAAUGAGGAAAGUGAAAAGAAACUAGGAUUUUAAACUGUAACCAGAAUGUUGUAUGGCAUUCCUUUUGAAGGAACUUUGGAAAGUCACAUGGAUUUUCUCCGUCUGGCUCAUCCAAGGGCCAGUGGACAAGAGCAAGUCUAAAAAAAAGUCUCUUCAAAAAAUUUUGGUGAAAAACAGGCCUCAGUGCAUCAAGGAUCCCCUCAGUUAUAAUUGCACUCUCCUGUAUCUGAGCUUUAAUAUUGCUCUCCAGGAGGUUGUGGUAGGGUUUUUUUCGUUUGGUUUUUUUUUGUUUGUUUUUUGUUUUUUGCUUUGUUUUGUUUCUUAAACUUGCUUUAACAUUCUGACUCCUGGUAAUUCUCUUUUUUUGUUGUCUAGCCCCCUGUGAGGCCUUGAUUCUCCCCGAAACUUUGUUGUGGAUAACGAAACUUGCCUUGGAGGGGGAAGGCAUUUUUGCUCCAUUAGAAAUAGCUUACACUAUUGCUUCUACUGUGGUAGGAAGCAGUUAAUACCUGUUCCUGUUGCUUCCCUGUCUCUGUUGGCAAUGUUGGAACAAAACACUAAUGGCAAAAAGUCAAACUUGAGGGACCAAGGUAUCAACAGCUUCUUAAAUUCAGUAGUUUUAAAAAUCGGAAAUUCCGUGUUAUCUGACAGGUGAUUUUUAUCAUCAACAUGAUGACAACACACAGAAUGCUUUUCCCUAAGAAGAUUAAGCUUAGUAAUGAAUUUCUCAUUAUUUUUAGCCUCUGAUUUCUUUAAGAUAGCACCAAAUUGUUCCCUAAGUAGCCAAGCACUUUGAUUCAUUUGGUUUGCAACUUGGUUCAAAGCAGAGUUGUGCAUGACAUGUGACUGUGAAAUACCCAUCCUGUGUGUACUUGUUGCCGAAUAUAAGUGAUAUUACAGGGGCUUGUAAAAUCUCUUUACUUUUAUCUCAAGCAUCUAUUCUGUUUCAGAUCUUAACUCAGAUUUCACUUUCACUUUGGGGGAGUUAAGCAUGAGAAAAAUAAUUAAGCCAUCACCUACCUCUGCAAGCAGGCUCUUCUUUAUUGGAUGAUUGCUGUUUUCUGCAUUGGCCUGCAUGAUCCACUGACCUGCAUGUCUUUGGGGGGUCGUUUUCAGCUUCAUUGGUAAAUUAUCUUUUUUACUCACUGGCUGGGCCUCUAUACACUUGGACAGCACAAGUUUAUCCAGUACUUGUAAGAACUCUUCUUCCAACAACCUGUGACUCUGGGGCACACCUCACCCGCAGCAUUGUUGAUUUUAAGUGCUUGGAAAUCAUAUUCAAGGCCCGAAGACUGCUUCUCUUUACUGAUGCUGGGUUGUUUCACCUCACCGACUAACCUGCUCUGGAGGUCUCUCAGCACACUCUGUAUUAAGUUGUCAAGUCUAUUGUGGAAGAAUACAUUCACAUUUUUCUAAUUUUAUUUCAUUUUUUUUCCCAUUUUUCAGCUGUAGAGUAGUUCCUGGAGAUGGAAUUGACCAACAGUGCACUCUGUUACAUUGCAGCUUCCUUCCUUUACCUGUUGUGGUUGUGGUUUAAAUAGUGGUAGCCGAUUGCACAAAUGAAUGGAAACCACUGACAUUUUCCCAAAUGUCCACCUUUUUUGAUAUGCUACCUGCAAUUGUUUUUGACUAACAUUUCUCAAGUGAUAAACAGAAAAGCUUUACACAUUAAGUGCUACUGCAGGAAGAAAUGUUACAAGUGCUGGAGAAACCUACUUCCAACAGUGAUCGACAUGUUAGUUUCUGACCUAUUAGAAAUAUUCAGACAGGGGGAUUUUUCUUAAUGCAGAUAUGCUUUUUUAAUCUGAUUGUUAAACCUGUGCACUUUUGAUAUUUUGAUAUUUUACAGUAGCUUCCUUGAUUCCUUAUGUAGAGAAGUUAUAUAAGAUGCCGUGGUUUGUGCUAAUAGUAACUUUUCCAUUUUGGGUUUGUACUUGUUGAUUUCUACAUCAGCAUGUUGCAGAGAUCUGUAUUGUUUUGUUUUGCUCCAGACUGUGUUUAGAAGAGAGCUUCAAGACAAGCCGGGGAGCUCUGCUAAACUAUAUAUGUGCUGUGCUUCAGCAGCUUUUUUAAUUAUUAAGAUGUCCUGGUUUAUGUUUUAAAUUACUGAUUUUAACUGCCAUGGUCAUUACAAAAUCCAGGGUGUUCAGAUUCUGGGAUUUUUUUCAUACCGUAUUAUUAUUCUUAGGAAUAGUUCAAUGUAACAAGAAGAAAACUUGACUUUGCUCUGGUUAAAAACAGUAAUAGGCACUUGAAAAAAUGUUGAAUAAGUAGUAGUAUCUAGAAAUUCCAGGAUUUCUAGGUUUUAGGAAAUUGUGAAGCAUGAUUGACUAACAGAAUUUUGUACAACUGUACCAGUGAAAUUCCAAAUUGGAAUUGUUUCGUUACUUCUUUGUUGUGCCAAAUUAUGGUACAUUUAGAAAGAAAAAUUCUAAAGUUGUCAAUUAUCGGGUGUUCUAUUUCAGCGCCUUUUUGUUAUUAAUUGUUGCCAGUAGUGCCUUUAAUCAUUUGAGAGAAUCCUAGAAUAGUUCAGUCUAUUCGGUGAAAAGCAAGGAGCUGGUUUGGACUUUAGCAAAGAUGUGGAGCAAUAAGUGCAAAGAGAACUCCCCCUUUGGCACAUUUUUAAUGAGUAGUCUUAAUAGAGAGUUCUAUAUACAAGGAAUUGUAAAGAAUCCUGUUAGUCAAUGAUACUUCACCAUGCAGAUGCUUGCAAAUUCAGGGGUAUUGAAAACACAAUAACAAAAAAAAAACAAAGAAAACAAUGAAUAAAUACACUUUGGGAACCAAAUGGACUUUUAUUGAAGAAAGAAACACGAUGUAUUAACACAUUUGUGGUUGCAGUUCGGAGGAUGUAUUGGGAUAUUGAUGUUCUGUUAGCUUUGUAUGGUGGUGGACACAGUUUAACCAUAGUAUUGUUUGCAAAUGUGAAAACAAGACAUUAAUAUCUUCUCUUGCAUGUUGUAUCUAAUCGUUGUAAUUUCAGGAAACAGAAACAGAAGUGCAUCAACAAACUGGAAAUGUUUGUUGAGGCUAGUGUGAACGAUUAAAUUGGUACUUCUGAAAAUAUUUUUUCCCAAAAAAGUACAAAUUGUAAUAAUAUAAGUGAGAAAGGUGAAAGAGUUCUGUUUGCUGGAAUAAGCAUUAUUAUUCCUAGAUGUGGGGACUUUUAUAUUUUCCUCUUCUGUUGCAGUAUUGAUUCAUAAGAAAUAUUGUUACAUUUAAAAAUUACUUCAUUUGUAUGUGGGUAUUUAUUUGAAAUGAUGUCAAAGUACUGUAUUAUGUUUUAUGUGCAUUAUCUUUAGUGGCGGAUUGGUCUUUACUUUAAUGUCAUAUGCAUGUACUCUUGCCAAGUAACCUUUACGCAGAUAUGAAAAAGCAAAUGUCAUUGUUUAAAACAACACAUGGAAAGACGUAAUGGUGUUAAGUUGGUAAUUUUAGGCAGUGUAGAGAAAUAUGUUGCUUCCAAAUUAAGAAAAAAUGUAGGUAGGAAACAGCCUGCCUGUGUAAAGGUAGUAAUUUUGGCAAUAUCAGUAAUAAAAAAAAAUUAAAAACGCA
Molecule: messenger RNA, 7885 nt
Organism: Tachyglossus aculeatus (Australian echidna)
Lineage: Eukaryota; Metazoa; Chordata; Mammalia; Monotremata; Tachyglossidae
Gene: BICD2
Product: BICD cargo adaptor 2
Exons: 8
Coding region: 79-2619 (846 amino acids)
Biological process (GO): microtubule anchoring at microtubule organizing center; regulation of microtubule cytoskeleton organization; protein localization to organelle
Cellular component (GO): Golgi apparatus; cytosol
Molecular function (GO): dynein complex binding; dynactin binding; cytoskeletal adaptor activity
Source: RefSeq, a predicted model, not a curated record